CGACUUCCCAUUCUUCUUUCUUCAUCCAAAGUGUUUUUUUGCUUUCAAUUUCUCAAAUCUGUGUUUCUCAUCAUUUCCACUCUUUGUUUUCACAUUUUCUUCUAUUCUGUCUGUCAAUUAAGGAGAAAAUCAAACUUUCUUUUAUUUCUGAAAGGCAGGCUUUCUUCUUACCUUGAUUUCCACUUCGCAAAAGGAACAGCGCAGAAGAUAGUUCAGUGAAGCUCUAUUUACUUUCUGAUAUUCUCAGAGAGAAAGAGAGAGACUAUCAACAAAAAUGGCCGAAUCUCUUGCCUCUGCUGCUGUCGAAAUUGUGACAAACCAGGCAACGGAAUACGCAUCACCCUAUCUCCGUUACUUUUUCUGUUAUGGACAGAUUGUUCAAGAUUUCAAGAAUCGACGAAAGGAACUUAAAUUGAGGAAACAGAGGGUGAAAAUUCGUGUCGAUGAGGCUACAAGGCAAAAUGAGGUCAUCUAUGAGGACGUUCAGGACUGGCUUAGAAGGGCUGAGCAAGAACUGGAAGAAACCCAGAACUUGCAAGAUGAAAUAGAUCGCGUCAAGUGUUUCAAAUGGUGUCCUAAAUGGGGCUGGCGAUAUUGCUUAAGUAAGAAACUGGCAGAGAAGACUCCUAUUAUCUCUAAACUUUUAGAGGAUUCUAACUUUCCACAGGUGGGCUAUCGUGGUUCUCUUCAAGGAAUAGAGUUCAUCACAUCCACGGAUUUCAUGGACUCUGAAUCUUCAAAAUCAGCUUUCAACCAGAUCUUGGAGGCUAUAAAAGCUGACAACAUGAUCGGACUGUACGGAAUGCCAGGAGUUGGUAAGACAACUUUAGCCAAAGAAGUUGGGAAGCAUGCUCGAGACCAAAAGCUCUUUGAUAAAGUUGUGAUGUUUACUAUGUCCCAAAAUCCGAACAUCAGAACAAUUCAAGAUAAAGUUGCAGAGAUGUUUGGUUUAAACUUUCAAACAAAUACCAAAGAAGGACGAGCAGAAGAGUUAUUCAGGAGUAUGCAAGGCGUGAACAAAAUCCUCGUAAUUGUCGACGACCUCUGGGAAGAAUUCAAAUUGGAGAGUAUCGGAAUUCCAUUCGGUGAUGAACACAAGGGUUGUAAAAUUCUUCUGACUACACGUCAACAACAAGUCUGCAGUAAAAUGAAGUGUCAGAAGGAAAUUCAACUUGGCAUCUUAUCCAAAGACGAAGCAUGGGUUUUAUUUCGAGAUCAAGCCGGUUUAGAAGAUGACUGUUCCAUCUUGAAUGAGGUAGCGAAAGAGGUUGCUGAUGAAUGUAAGGGAUUGCCUCUUGCAAUUGUUACCGUGGCAAAAGCUCUAAAAGGUGAGAGUUUAGAUGGGUGGAAAGCCGCAAACCAGAGAUUCAAGGACUCAAGGCAUGUGGAUAAUGAAGAAGUUCUCGGAGGUGUCCUCAAGCCUCUUAAGCUUAGCUACGAUUAUUUGAAGAAAAGCAAUAACCAAAUGACGGGAAAUGACAUCCAAAUGUGUUUCUUACUGUGUUCCCUUUUUCCUGAAGAUGCUGAAAUCUCUAUUGAGUUAUUGAUUAUGUGCGGAAUUGGAGUAGGAUUGUUCCCGUAUGCUAACUCGAUUGAAGAUAAAAGGAAUGAAAUUGGUAUAGCACUAAAAAAACUCUAAAAAUCUGGCUUGUUAUUGGAAACUAAUGAUGAUGCAGAAAGGAUAAGAAUGCAUGAUGUGGUUCGAGAUUUUGCUCAUUGGCUAACAUCAACCGGAGAAAAUAGGUUCAUGGUAAAAGAUAAGUUGAAAGAAUGGCCUGAUAUGGUUGAAAGUUUUGAAUGUUAUACUGCAAUCGCUUUAUGGAAUUGUAGUAGUAACAUAAAAAAUUUUCCUGACAAAAUAGAAUUUUCAAAGCUCAAGACUUUGUUUCUUCAGAGGGAGUGGAAGGGUGAUUCACUAGUGGUUUCCAGUACAUUUUUUGAAGAAAUGAAAGCCCUCCAAGUUCUAUAUCUCAGUUUUGUCCGUUUUUCACUGAAAGGAUUCCAUUCCUUACCAAAUCUUAAAACUUUGUGGUGUGAGGAUUGCAAGGUGGAAGACUUUUCAUCAUCACUGACGAAUAUGAGAAGCCUUGAGAUUCUUGCAUUGAUUAGCACUAACAUUGAUGAGAUAAGUGAAGAAUUAGUGAAAUUGUCUACAUUGAAA
Messenger RNA from Gossypium arboreum, 2161 nucleotides. RefSeq names its product probable disease resistance protein At4g27220. The record is from RefSeq and is a predicted model, not a curated record. The transcript is spliced from 3 exons. Lineage: Eukaryota; Viridiplantae; Streptophyta; Magnoliopsida; Malvales; Malvaceae. The coding region runs from base 275 to 1639 and encodes 454 amino acids. Gene Ontology annotation, molecular function: ADP binding; ATP hydrolysis activity.